AUGAUGGCAGGUAGAAUGAAAGACACUGAUACACAUGAUGCCUUCUACCUACUCACCAGAUGUGCAAAUGUGAACUUUGCUCGAAGAAACACAUGUAACAGGUGUGGCAGAGAUCGUAGUGGGUCAGGAGCGGCGGCGGCGGCGGCGGCAGCAGCAGCAGAAAAGAAACGUCAACUUGGAGUAGAAAUUGGCAAAGCUGCAGCAGAGAAGUCACAUGGUCUGUUUAGUGCCGAUGACUGGCAGUGUAGCAAGUGUGGCAAUGUCAACUGGGCUCGACGACAGACCUGCAACAUGUGCAAUGCUCCCAAGUUUGGAGACCUGGAGGAGCGCACAGGUUACGGAGGAGGAUUUAACGAGAGGGAGGGAGUGGAGUACAUCCAUCGUGAAGAAUCCGAUGACGAGUUUGAUGAAUUUGGACGGAAGAAGAAGAAAUUUAGGAAUAAAAACCAGCCUCCAUAUGAAACAAAGAAGGUUAGUGUUUAUGUACCUGCUUAUCCAUCCUAGAUUCAUAAUGUACCU
This is a messenger RNA of Cherax quadricarinatus, 519 nucleotides long. NCBI's taxonomy places the organism in Eukaryota, Metazoa, Arthropoda, Malacostraca, Decapoda, Parastacidae. The record is from RefSeq and is a predicted model, not a curated record.